This is a messenger RNA of Dissoconium aciculare CBS 342.82, 1193 nucleotides long. RefSeq lists its product as uncharacterized. The transcript has a single exon. Lineage: Eukaryota; Fungi; Ascomycota; Dothideomycetes; Mycosphaerellales; Dissoconiaceae. The coding region runs from base 372 to 1094 and encodes 240 amino acids. The record is from RefSeq and is a predicted model, not a curated record.
GGUUAUGCGUGUGGUCAGCCAGUAAGGUAUGGGCCUGGGGCUUUCGUUGCUUUGCGCGGCUGCGCCUGGCUGGCUGUUCUUGCCCUCGGUUCCCUAAAAUAACCUUUCUUGCCGCGGCUUUAAGCAAAUCUCAUGAGCCAAGAAAUGAGAUCACCAUGCGCUAUACCUUUCGGCGAAGAGGAAUCCUUCUCACCUCUACAUUUGGUGCAAACAACAACAUCAUCAGAUGCAACGUCCGAGAGGCUCGGUGCUUGGUUAUGUGCGCAAAAAUCCCCACGAUUAGGGCAUGCAGAUGAGCACCCACUCGAGAACAGAAACCCGGCCAGCAAAAAGGAUAAAUACAUGAGCGAGAAUCGCGUGUUUUAACGACGAUGCCCGAAUAUGAUACCCAAGAAAUGAUGAUCCCAACUUCUCCUAUCAUGCAAUUCUCUCCUCCCAACAGUGAUCCUUGCCCUGCUUCGGAGGAGAAUCCUCGAGCAACACCCUCCACCUCGCAAUGUAGCGACGCAACACCCAUGCUCGUCGACGACGAAGGCGCCGAAGACGAAGAAGACGAGGACCCUUUUUUCUUCGACGGAUCGCUUGCGCCCAACACCCACCACCACCCCAUGACCCUCUCCGGCGGCGGCGGCUCCUCCUCUCUCGACAUCCUGAGUCCCAAACCCUGGGUCUCCCGGCAGGACAGGGCCAAAGUCAGCCCAGACGCAGCCCUACUCGAAUCGCUCUCUCGCCGACUGAUCGAAUGUUUCUGCACACAGGACUGGGAGAAUCCCCUCCUGAGUCUCGCGACGCCGAAUUUCUCCGCGUACAUCGACCACGCGGAAGCGCGGGUGCGCAGUUUCGACGAGCAUGUCGAGUUCCAUAAGAUGCUGCAUCUGGCGCACCCGGAGUAUGUGUACGAGGUGGAUAACGUCUCGGCGGAUGUGGACGAUGAGAAGGGCCUUGCGUCGGUGUGGGCGCUGUUGACCGUUACGGGAUACCCGGCGCAUAUCCGCAGGGAGUCACUCACGGUGUUGUCGUGGAGGAGGAGGAAGGGCAAGUGGAGGUGUUAUAAACAGCUCGGGAUCAGAGGGGUGAAUUGGUUUGAUUCAUGAACAACGCUCCGUCAGGUGGACCUUACACUUGGUAUCAAAAACAUCGAGGAUGGGCUAGAUGUGCGACCGGCGCUUCGACUCGCCGGCAUGCAGAACGCU